GAAUUGGAAUUAAUUAUCAAGGAUCUAACCAGCCAACUCUAUGAUGCCAAGAACGAACUGCUCGUUCAGGAGGCAAGAAUUCGCGAAGAAGUUUGCCAAGCAAUGACGCGGGAGAUGGUUGACAUGGAAGGAAAAUAUGACUUUUGGGUCUAA
Molecule: messenger RNA, 153 nt
Organism: Protopolystoma xenopodis
Lineage: Eukaryota; Metazoa; Platyhelminthes; Monogenea; Polystomatidea; Polystomatidae
Source: the annotation of a GenBank genome assembly